Trichophyton benhamiae CBS 112371 is the source of this 714-nucleotide messenger RNA. RefSeq lists its product as uncharacterized. Bases 1 to 714 code for a protein of 237 amino acids. NCBI's taxonomy places the organism in Eukaryota, Fungi, Ascomycota, Eurotiomycetes, Onygenales, Arthrodermataceae. The transcript has a single exon. The record is from RefSeq and is a predicted model, not a curated record.
AUGUCCCGGGAAUUCACAAUCCCAAUGAACGCUGAUUCCGCAUUCCAGGUUACUCUACAUGAGCCAUCCCUGACGUCUGACAACCUAGGGAAUAAAACUUGGGUCUCCUCAUAUAUGCUAUCUAAGAGGCUUCACACUUUCCAUUCUUCUGGCUCGGUUCCCGUUUCCCAUGAUCAGAAUCCUACACUACGAACUCUUGAGCUUGGAGCAGGUACCGGUCUUGUUGGCAUAUCUUUCGCAGCAGUAUGGGGUGCUGCAGCUUCUGUUCAUCUCACUGACUUGCCCCCUAUUGUGCCUAAUCUUACGCACAACGUUUCUUUGAAUGGUGACCUUAUUACCAAGGUCAAGUCAAGCGUCACUACGGGCGUGCUAGACUGGUCCCUCCAGUUUGGCGUCUCUUUACAAAGUGCUGAGAAGUACGAUGUAAUUCUCGUUGCAGACCCUCUCUAUUCUUCUGAUCACCCCAGAUGGCUUGCUCAGGCUAUAGAGGUGCAUAUCUCUUCCAACAGUUCGUCAAGGCUCGUGCUGGAACUGCCCUUACGUGAAGUUUACCUCCCACAGGUACACGAACUCAAGAAAAGAUUGGACCAUAUUGGCUUAUAUAUCCUCGAAGAAGGGGAAGAGAUUGGCUAUGAUGACUGGGCAGGCAGGGAUGGAUCACCAGUGGAAGUCCGGUGCUGGUGGUCAAUUUGGGCCUGGAAGUCACCUGCAUAG